Leucoraja erinaceus (little skate) is the source of this 3640-nucleotide messenger RNA. It is a transcript of the gene ccdc87, whose product is annotated as coiled-coil domain containing 87. Bases 176 to 2863 code for a protein of 895 amino acids. The transcript has 20 exons. NCBI's taxonomy places the organism in Eukaryota, Metazoa, Chordata, Chondrichthyes, Rajiformes, Rajidae. The record is from RefSeq and is a predicted model, not a curated record.
GUGCGGAGGAGGAUGUGCCCGGAGAGCGAUGUGAGUAGGUGGAAGAAGUGCGGCGGGGGAGAUGUGGACGAGGAGGGGAUGUUGCUACUCAACUCGCUGCAACCUGUGUGAAUCUGGUGAAGGGACAGCAACCUUCUCUACCCCGCCGUGUCGGAAUUGGAAGUGAUUUCCUACCAUGAUGACUAAAGGUUUUAACGUACCAGUUAUGGAAAAUAAAAGCAGCGGACUACCAAAUAGAAAUUGUUUAUGUUCUACGAUGAGAAGUGCUGUAGUAGCUAAAGAACUGCACCAGCGAUACAAAGAUCUCCUUGAUCCCAUCAGUUUAUUCACACCCAAAACCAAAGCUGUGAACAUUUCAGAGCUGCAGCUGGAGCGUCCAAUAACCCCUAUUGAUCACAACGUGAAGUUAGCCCCAACAACCAUCUCAGACCUUUGUCAAUUGAUUCAGAGAAGAAUUGCUGCCAGAUUGGAAGUUAAAACCGUCUCUAUAGCAGCCCAACAAGAACUGGGAGGAAUCAUUAUAGCAGAUGUUAAGUUGCUCUGGGAGGAGUUUAAACUCUAUUCUCAUGACAGAACUUUGACAAAAAUGGAGAACAAAGAGCUCAGCCGACGAAUGACUGCGUACAUCAUCACAGUGUGUGAACAGCUAUUCCUUCACUAUCUUUGUAUGGUGGACAGAGUGAGACAGCGCUCUGUUUUCACGGAUGAGGCAAACCUGAGUAGACUGAAGGCCCAGCUUACUCUUGACUGCAUGAAAUUUUUGAACAUUCCAGCUCUAAAACGUCAAGUUUCUACCGAUAUUAAGGAUUUACGCAAACCAGGAGAAACUGAUGAUAGAAUUUCUGAGUUGGAAAAUUUAUGGAAAUAUAAACCUAUGGGCAGCAAAUCAAUGUGUCCUGCAGCUCCAUUUACAUUUAACCACUUCAUCAACCUGAGCAGACCCAAGAAAGCACCAAAACCAAUGAUAAGAACAAUAGGAAGUGAUCUUCAAGAGAUCAAUGACAAUAUUCCACAUCUGCGUCUAGCGCGACGUUUUAAGAUGUUAUUUCAUGAAGAUGAAUCAGCUGGAGAUGACAAACCAAUGCAGAUUAUUGCAGUGCGAAAUCUGAACGUUCAAGCACAACAAAAUGAAGAAGUUGGCGUAAAUAAGCGGCAACAGUCGGAGCUCUUAAAAAGCAAAAGUCAAAUUUUGUUUGAGGAAAUUAUUUUAUUACAAAAGCAAACUAAGUAUUCCUCUGCCAUGACUUCUAAAUGGAAAUCCUUGCUUGAUUUGUACAAGGAUCCAAAAGAUGAAGAAAAUAAACCUUAUUCGCUUGCUGAUGAUCUCCAGAUCUUGUUGCAAACUUCUACUGUUGAUCAGGGGUACGAUGAUGAUCCUGAAACUUCUCUUCCCCCGCUGUUGGAAGCCAUUACAUACGAUAGGAGCAGUGAAAUAAAAAAACAGGAGCAAGAGAAAAUGCUGAAGGAACUUGAGGAAGAAGAGGAAAAAGAGCUAAAGCAUAGAUUUCAACCAAAGAAGCCAGAACAUGCACAGCCAGCUACAGUCUGCGUCAAAUUGUCCCGACAGUUGAUGGCACGAACAGCUGAUGUUCGAGUUUCAGACAGACAAUAUUUUGACCGUGUCUCCCUUGAAAUAUACCCAGCUGUAUAUGAUCUCCAAGAGGAAGAGGUUGACCAGGAAAUGAUACAAACAAUGGAUAAAAACCUAUCCUUUGAAGAAGAGUUACAUGAGAUUUACGAGCACCUUAAGGAAUCGAUUCCAAGUAAUCACCUGUUAUUUGAUGAUGAUCUAAUAAUAGCUCCACCAGCAAAGGGUGUGGAUCUUACUGGAUGUUUUCCAUCUGAUACUUUAUCUCUGCGGUUAAGGGAACGUGUUAUUAACCCUGAUCUGAAAUUAUUGGAAUCGAAUUUUGGGACCCAAAGAUAUAUAGCGAUGACAAAAGAAAGUGAAGAAGUAAAAUUUGAAUCAAAGUAUCGAUUCCAAAAUGAUAUUUCAAAACAGGAUUCAAAAACAAAUAUAGAUGAUUAUCUACAAUAUGUCCGUGAGGAGGGAUCUGACUACUUGGGAGUUCUUUAUCAUUUCUACGAGAGUGAGGAUGAGAAUGAAGAGGAAAGAAGAGAACUUGUUGCUCGAGAAUUCGAACUGAAAGAGAAAGAAGAACAGGAACGUGCAAAUAUGCGUUCCAUAAAAGAAGAAUUUGUCGUUGGUUCUUGGAAUAUUAAUGCUAUAAUGCUUGGAGGCUUAGGAAAGGACCCUCUUUCAGAAGCUGCUCAGGAAAAAUUAAGGGUUCAGAAACAGCUUGGGAAAAGACUGGACUUGGAAGAUAUAGCAGAACUACAGCUAAGACUUCAACGUAUUUGGAUUAUACUGCAUGUCCCUGAUAAAGAACGUCUUGAUAUGGCCAUUAAGUACAGCUCGCAAAAACACUGGCGCCAAGUUUACAUGGCGCUGGAUACGUGGGAAAAUGCUGUCAGACUGAUUCAAGAAAGAGAAUGUGUUUUGUCCAAACUUGAAAAUUUUGAAAGAUUUGCAUCCAACCCUAACCGGUUCUUUGAAAAAGGUUACAAGGGCACCUCAACACUGAGGUUAAAGGAGUCCAGAAGGAGGGAUCGGUUUUAUUCCGACUUAACAAAAAUUGAAAAUCAAUUGUCUAAAAUUUUAAUGAAGAUUAAAGUCAGUUUUAAGGAUGUUGUCACUUUCAAGGGCCGGCCGUAUAUAGAGAAAAUGCAACGGGAUAAAGUGGAAAUGCUCUUCUGGCUGCAGCAGGAAAGACGGAAAUGUAUUCUGCAGAAAAUCGCACCUGAUGAACCUAUAACACCUAAAGGUUCUAUCCUUCACCCCUGCUUCUUAUCAGAUAUAUGAAAAACAAUUGGAUGUUCGAGAAAAGUUAUCCCCAUCCACACCACCCCUUCUGUUGAUAGAUUAUUAACGAUGACAAAGUUUAAAAAGAAACUUGCAUAAAGGUAUAAAAUGGAAAUGCCAUGAAAACAGGGGAGGGCCAAUCAUUGCUAUACACUGUGUUUUCUUCCUAAUCCUUGCAGUAAGCUGUGAUUUGCUGAAGGAGACAUUUUUUAAGAUUUUGUAAUGAAGGUUUAUUUUUAGUAAACUUUGUUACCUUUUGAAGGAACCUUGAUAUCUACCUCUUGUGUUUUUGAGGUACAAAUGUUAACCCACUUCAGCACAUCUCUUCGUAUGGAUUGAUAAAUUAAAUAUGCAUUUUAAUUCCUCAAAUACUUCUAAGUGCGUUCAUUUCUUUUAAGUUGUAUUUUUUUUUUAAUAUGAUUUUCAUGGUAAAUGUGUUAAGGUUAUUUUUUGUUUCUGUUUUUUGCUAAAUUUUCUAUAAUCUUUCAUUAUUAUUUUAGGCUGUAACUGAACCUUAUUAUAAUUCCCUUCUUCAUUGUGAUAUCAGACAAAUAUGUUGCUAUUAAGCAUCCAGCAUCAGCUUUGAAUGGUAUCUGAAAUGUGCUUUCUGUUAAAGUCCAUUACUUUAGAAGAGUAAUCACCUUUGGAAGGUUUUUGUGUGGCCUCUGCUUUUUCCAAUGUUAGCAAUGCGAUAUCUAUGUCCCCCAUAGCAGCCAAGUGAAUGUACAUGAGAAGAAAAUUAAUUGGUGCAAUAAAAUAAUAGCUGGUGCACACAAA